Molecule: messenger RNA, 984 nt
Organism: Aspergillus bombycis
Lineage: Eukaryota; Fungi; Ascomycota; Eurotiomycetes; Eurotiales; Aspergillaceae
Product: reductase
Exons: 2
Coding region: 1-984 (327 amino acids)
Molecular function (GO): oxidoreductase activity, acting on the CH-OH group of donors, NAD or NADP as acceptor
Source: RefSeq, a predicted model, not a curated record
AUGGCCCCAACACUCAUCACCGGCGCGACAGGCUUCAUCGGCUCCCAGGUUGCCCUGCGUACUUUGCAAGCGGGCCACCGUGUCCGUCUCACUAUCCGUCGCGAGGAACAGGCUGACAAGCUCCGUCGCAUCUUCGCUGAGUACGAGAAGCAAUUGGAAUUUGUGAUUGUACCGGAUAUCACCGUCCCCGGGUGCUUCGACGAGGCAUUGCAGGGUGUGGAGUAUGUUCUGCAUCUGGCGUCUCCAUUGCCCAACCCAGGCAGCGAUGAUCUGGUUACCCCCGCCAAGCGAGGAACCAUGACUAUCUUAGAAUCAGCGGCAAAGGUGCCCAGUAUCAAGAAGGUGGUGGUCACAGGAUCGGUGCUAUCGCUAAUCUCACUGGGAGAUCUCAAGGACGGAUUGGUCGUCAGAGAGGACAACGAGAUAAACUACACUCUACCCCCGGAUUCUACAAUCCCUACCCUGCCCCCAAUGGCCCAAUACCACGCCAGCAAGCUCGCUGCCCACAAAGCCACCCUCGACUUCCACGCCGCCAACCACCCCCAAUUCGACAUAGUCACCCUCCACCCCGUCUUCGUCUACGGCCGCAGCCUGGUCCAAGAAACCCCCGAACAGCUCGGCGGGUCCUGCGGCGCGCUUUUCCAGUCUCUUUUCGCCGAGACGCCCAGCUUCCAGCAGCUCGUUGGCGUGCAUAUCGAUGAUGUUGCGGAUGCGCAUGUGCGGGUUUUGGAUGGCGGUGUUAGCGGAUUGAGGUCGUACUUGCUGGCGUCCGAGACAAGGUCUUGGGGGGAUGUGAGGCGGUUUUUGGAGGGCAGGUAUCCUGGGGUUGGGUUUGGGUUGAAGGAUACUGAAGGUACUGAAGGUACUAGGUAUAGGGUUGAUGCCGGAAGGGCGGAGAGGGAGUUGGGGGUUGAGUUCAAGGGCAUGGAGGACAUGGUUGGCGAUGUUGUUGAUCAGCAGUUUGAGUUGAAGGGAGGACUGUAG